AGCCAUGCCCAAACAGGCAACUACCUACAGAGGUACCUGGUAAAUACUUUACAGUCUAUUACGGUACCAUGGAGGACCCUGUUCAAGGACCGCUCUCGCCAAACUUAAUGCUCGCGAGUGGUUCUAGAAUCCCAUACUCUAUGUUCACUUCCACAACUAUCACGACCUCAGCAUGUAUAAAAGACGGCGCCGAUCUGCAACAAGUAGAUAGUUAUCAACUGCAACCUGGCAUUCAUUGAUCACCAUGAAGGGUUUCUCAUAUCUGGGCUAUGCUCUCUUGGCGUUGGUGUCCUUCUCGUCAGCGCAUCCCGGCAUGGGUGAUACUAUUGCAGCAGUGCGCCGCGAGGCGAACAAAGCCAAGCGCGCCGAGUCAAAAGUGCUCAUUGGCGACCUCAAGACCCUCAAAGACAGUCAACUCACUCCGAUUGGUAAAGACAUCAAGGCCAUUCUGCUUGAUCAGCUCGGUGCUGAAUCAAACACCAUCGACAGUUCGAUCCCCGCUGGUGCCAUCGGUAGCGCAGCCUGCAAGGCAGACCUGUGUUGCGUCUGGAAAUGGAUCAGCUAUGAGAUGACGGCAAAGUUCAACGGCACAUCUGGUCGUUGCAACAAAUUCGCCCGCCAAGCUGUCCGCCUCGGCUUCCACGAUGCAGGCGUGUGGUCCAACACAUCCACCUACGGCGGCGCCGAUGGCUCCAUCCUCCUCAGCGACGAAAUCUCGCGCGCCGACAACAACGGUCUCGCCUCCAUCGCCGAGCAGAUGACCGCCUGGUACAAGAAGUACUCGCCCUAUGGCGUCACCAUGGCCGACCUGAUCCAGAUGGGCGCCAACGUCGCCACUGUCGUGUGUCCACUGGGCCCGCGCAUCCGAUCGUUCGUCGGUCGCAAGGACAACUCGAAGGCCGGUCCCACGGGCCUGCUGCCGGGCCACACCGACUCCGCAGACACGCUGAUCAAGCUGUUCGCCGCCAAGACAAUCGACCCGCACGACCUCGUCGCCCUCGUCGGCGCGCACACAACAUCGCAACAGCACUUCGUGAACACUGUGCGCGACGGCGACCCACAGGACUCCACACCGGGUGAGUGGGACGUGGCGUUCUAUUCGGAAACGACUGGCUCUGCGGCACCGCGUGUGCUCAAGUUCCAGUCCGACAUCAAUCUGAGCAAGGACUCGCGCACAGCGGGCGAGUGGAAGGAGUUCAGUAGCCCGAGCAAUGGGCAGAACCAUUGGAAUGAGGACUACGCGAAGGCGUACGUGAGAUUGAGUCUGCUGGGCGUGAACAACAUCAACGAUCUGAAGGAGUGCACAAAGGUGCUGCCGCCGCAUAGGGCGAGCUAUGUUGCCGAGGAUCAGGUGAUUCUAGAUAUGUGGCUACAGGGGCAGUUCAACCAGCUGAACAACCUCGUGGACGACGCGAUCAUGUUGACAGGUGUCGGCGGAGGAGGAAGCGGAACCAUCAUCACACCCUAAUCGUCUCUCUAAACACCACCAUAGCAAACCCAAAACCCAAAACCAAUAUCUUCUUACUAAAUUCAAAGUACUUGAUACUAAACAUCCAUCUCAUC
Molecule: messenger RNA, 1563 nt
Organism: Boeremia exigua
Lineage: Eukaryota; Fungi; Ascomycota; Dothideomycetes; Pleosporales; Didymellaceae
Product: heme peroxidase
Exons: 1
Coding region: 245-1468 (407 amino acids)
Biological process (GO): cellular response to oxidative stress; response to reactive oxygen species; hydrogen peroxide catabolic process
Molecular function (GO): heme binding; peroxidase activity
Source: RefSeq, a predicted model, not a curated record